Molecule: messenger RNA, 2767 nt
Organism: Bradysia coprophila
Lineage: Eukaryota; Metazoa; Arthropoda; Insecta; Diptera; Sciaridae
Gene: dpr8
Product: defective proboscis extension response 8
Biological process (GO): synapse organization
Cellular component (GO): neuron projection membrane
Source: RefSeq, a predicted model, not a curated record
CUGAUUGCAUCGGUUUGUAUAACUUGUUCUCGCCAUGUUGAUGUGAAAGUGUUCCCAAAAACAAAAUUUGUGUACUUUGAAACCACGUGAACAAUUUCCAUAGAUCCAACAGUACUCAGUACAACGGAAAUCAUUUACCUGCGAGGAAUGUUCCGUCGUUAUUGUUUUCAGUUGUGCCGCUGUGUUAUGCCGUUAUUAUGGAAUAUAUAAUCGAGCAAUUACGGGAGUGAAAAUAAUUUUCUUUUUCGUAUUUUUUUAACAUUUUUAUUUAUUUGAAAAUUGUACGGUGUUAGCGUGAACAAACAUCUAACUGGUUAUUAGCCGCAAUGGAUGUACAAAUAGAAGAAAACGGUUAUUAGUGUGCUUGUGCUUCUAUCAAAAAAUAAUUUUAUGGAUGAAUAAUUUUCCAUAAAAAAGUGGCGGUUUUAUGUUCAGGUAGCUGUAUAUGCUCACCAUUCAGUCAAUGUGUAUAGCGUGGACAGAUUUUGACGAGGAGUUAAUAUACAGUAACAGAUUUAUGCAAAUGAAAUUUGGACAAAAAAGCUGAAAUACUGCAGAUUCUACGUGUAGAGAAACAGCGCUUCAUCUACAAAACCGCAUAACUUUAAUUAAAAAGUUGGUUGUAUGCAUCGUGAUACACAAGUUCAUCUAACUUAUUUACAUAAUUCAAUUCGAGUAGGAAAACUUUACUUAGCAUGAAAAAACAUUAAAGUAAAACGAAAACAUAAUAAAAAGGUGACAAUAAAAGACAAAAAUCAGGACGAAUAGUAAAGGAAGUAUUCGCUGUCUCACUGAUAAUAUUUAACAUACACGAAUGUACACUGCAUGUGUAAAACGUUUCGAAUAGGUGGAAAAAUAAAAAUAUUUCCCUUUUCUUUCUGUAGAGAAAUAUGAGUGUCGUAAUAUGUUUGAACAGUGUCAUUUCAAUUCUAAAUUAUAUCCAUGUGAAACAGAACAUCUGAAAAUGGUUAUACUGUGACUGUACGCGGGUGCUCACUGUUCCUUGCUUUAUUACAGAAAUUAAUUUUUUUCGUGACAGGAUGGCGUUAUGGCUGCUGAUGGGAGCUUUAUUUAUUGUUUCAGGCUCUUCAUUUGGCAGUUCAAGACGAUUUUUAACGGAUUUCCUACAAGAAUAUCCAACACCAGUAACCGGUCCAUAUUUUGACACAACCAUUCCAUCCAAUAUAACUGGUCUGGUUGGCAAGACUGUGCAUUUAGUUUGUAAAGUUAAGAACUUAGGAAAUCGAACCGUAUCUUGGGUUCGGCAUCGAGACAUUCAUCUGUUAACUGUCGGCCGUUAUACGUACACAUCCGAUCAGAGAUUCGAAGCAAUGCAUUCACCGCACACAGAAGAAUGGACACUUCGAAUAAGAUAUGCACAGCGGAAAGACACCGGAAUUUAUGAGUGUCAGAUCUCAACGACACCACCGAUCGGACAUCCUGUGCGACUGAAUGUAGUUGAGCCAAUAACCGAAAUUCAUGGAGGACCCGAUCUUUUUAUCAAUAAAGACAGCACGAUAAAUCUAACAUGUGUCGUCAAAUUUGCACCUGAACCGCCGCCAGCCAUGGUGUGGUCCCACAACCGUGAGGUAAUAAAUUUCGAUUCACCAAGGGGCGGCAUUUCUUUGGUAACCGAAAAAGGUAGACUUACGACCAGUCGACUCUUAGUUCAAAAGGCCAUACAAAGCGAUUCGGGUCUGUACACGUGUGCUCCAUCAAAUGCCAAUCCGAUAUCCGUUCGAGUUCACAUAUUGAAUGGAGAACAUCCAGCUGCAAUGCAUCACGGUACAUCGUCAAAAUGCAAGCAGCCGAGUGUCAUUGUUUUAGUUUUAACAUCGAUAGUGUUGUACAUUUUCCAGAAAAGUCGCUGGAAGUGUUAUCAUUCAAUUUGUACCGAAAUAAUGUAGUUAAUUGCCAGUACAGAUGGAAUAAUGAUAAAAUAAAUUGGUUCUCGGUUUUUAGGUAUAUUUAUCAUUCAUGUAAACACAAUAUAUUUGUAACUACAGUUGGAAAUUGUGUUAAAAAUUAAAAAUUUUAAAAUAAUGGCAACCACUUGCCACAGAAUAAAUGUCAUCAUUCGUUUGUGUUUUAUACGCUGUCGCUGAAUGUGGUUCAUUGUCAAUGUUAAUGAUUUUAAAAUGGAUGCAAUGGCUACGGUGAUAAAAUGAAGAAAAUUGUGACCAAAAAUUGACGAACGUUAACAAUACAGUUUCUGUCCAAGUCCAUCCUAAAACUUCACUUAAAAGCUUUUUGAACAUGCUAAGAAGGACACGUCUGUUCUUAAGAUACCAAAGAAUAAACGCUUACUCCUUUACAUAUUUAAAAUGUGCCGAGAAUUGUAAUCGUUUGGUCCCUAUUUGGAUAAGUGGGAUUGAGCACUUUUUUAAACAGGCCUACCAACAUCGGCCGCACUUUCUUUUCGAAGUUUUUUUUGUUAUUGAUAGGAUGCUGAACCCAUAUUUCAAAACUGCAGAUCGAAGAUGUAUUUUACUAGUGUAAAAAUAUUUACAAAUUUGCAAUGAAAAAUUCAUUGAAUUCGACUCACAGAUUUAGAUGAGUAAGGGAAAAUAGAGGACAAAAGAUAAGAAUGCAAAACAAUGUAAAAAAAAACCACAACCAAACACCAUUGUAACUGAAAAAGUUGAAUUUUUCUUACAAAAAUUGGUGCCAAAGCAAAUGAGGGUUGUCCUAGAAGCAUGUAUACUGUUUUGAAAUUAGAGUCUACAUUUAGGCGUUUAUUAUUGUAUUUACAAAAAUCGUAUUUCAA